This is a messenger RNA of Closterium sp. Naga37s-1, 546 nucleotides long. Lineage: Eukaryota; Viridiplantae; Streptophyta; Zygnematophyceae; Desmidiales; Closteriaceae. The record is from the annotation of a GenBank genome assembly.
CCUGUGCGCCCAGGGCUGCCGCCAUUCGCCUGCCAGCUCCAAGCAACGCCGCCGACCAUUCGUGUGUGCAGCGGAACUGUGGCGCCAACGGCAAGUGCGUCAAGAACAGUGCUGGAGCGGCGUCCUGCGUGUGUGACACUGGCUACGUGCUGCAGGCGGAUGGCAGGACGUGCACUGAUGUGUGUACCAUCAAGAACUGCCAGGGCGCUGAUGCCAAUUCCACUUGUGUGGCGGCUGGGAACCUUGCGACCUGCGUGUGCGAGACUGGAUACGCCAUGGCAGCAACAGGCAAAUGCACUGACACCUGCGAGGUUCAGAACUGUGGCGUCAACGGCAAGUGCAACAAGGACACCACUACUGGAGCGGCGUCCUGCGUGUGCGACACUGGCUACGCGCUGCAGGCGGAUGGCAAGACGUGCACUGAUGUGUGUACCAUCAAGAACUGCGAAGGCUCUGAUGCCAAUUCCUACUGUGAGAAGGAAGGGAACCUUGCGACCUGCGUGUGCAAGACUGGAUACGCCAUGGCAGCAACAGGCAAAUGCACUG